AUGGGAGUUCAUAAAUUAUGGGACCUUCUAACAGCAACGGCACUCCCAGUGAGAGUGGAAUCGCUGUUCGGAAAAGUGUGUUGCAUAGACGCAAGCUUUUGGAUCAUACACUGUAUGGCCUCGGAGUCUAUUAAUAGACACGGAGGAGACGUUAUCGCAGUAUUCUUCCUGAGGAUUUGCUACCUGUUGGACAAGGGAAUAAGGCCCGUGUUCGUGUUCGACGGGAAAUCGCCGUUCGCAAAAAUAAAGACGAUCAUAAAGAGGAAGAUGAUAAACAAUAAAUAUAGCACUAACCACAAGCUGUUGGCAUUUAAGAUGUUGGUGGCACAGCUCGAAAGCACAAACAGGCAAAUGAACCUAAACAGAGUAGCAUAUCCGAUGCCACAAACGUAUUCAAUUGAGCCCUCAGAAGAGACUAAUAGUUCGGAGCAGACAGAAGAAUGUCAACAUUCUAGCGAUGUAGACUUAUUUGAGCUCUUUCCAGAAGACUUUUUAAAUAAGACCGACGAAGAGGAGUUUGACAGGGAGCUUAAGAUGCUCAAGGAAUGUGACUUCCUGACAAGCAAGUCGAAGUACGAACUUAUGAAUGCAGUAAGAGAUAGAAUCAUACAGAAGGACAGGGACGAGUCGCUGAAGUUGAAGGGGAAGAUAGACGAGUACUCGAACCACCAGAUUCAGUCGUAUUUGACAGACGUGAAGAUCAACAAUGAAAUUGAGCAGUUGAAGAACGAAUUGUACCAAAGAUACCCACAAUCACAGCAGAGAGUGGAGUCCCUGAACUUUAGGAACGCACUUAACGAUGAGAUAUGCAACUACAACGAGUACUUUGCAACGAACUUCGAAAACAACUUCAUAGCUCUAAGAGGUGAUUAUGAGGAAGGUAAUGAGGCAAAGUUCGAUGAGUACAUAAAGGAGGAGCCCAUGAAGUCGCAUACGGAAGAAAUUGAUGACUCGGUAUUUGCAACAGACGAUCAGAUAUUCGGAACGGAGUUAAUGUCAGGGAUGGAAAACAUUGAGGGCAAAAGGAGUUUGAAACAGGAAUCAAAAGAAGAUAUAGAGUCACAAAACAAUUUAAAUUCAUCAGAAAAAGGUGGAAAUACACAAAAACAAGUACAUCAUACUGAUUCAAUUACUCGUAGAGAUUAUACAGACAACCUAAAACAACAAUCUUUAUCAGAUAAUGAGGAACAGCAUCAAUUAUCUUCAGGCAUCGAUCAAAAACAACCUCCAUCUUACAAUGAUCAAAAACAACCGUCAUCUUACAAUGAUCAAAAACAACCGACCUCUGACAACGACCAACAACGACAACCCUCAGACGAUGAACGAUCAUCCUCUGAUGAUGAGGAUGAAGUGUUUGUUGCGAAGAAGCCAGAAAAUAUUAUACAGCCUGAGUAUACAGAUAAGAUAAAGCUGACUCAGAAUAAAAUGUACUACGAUGAUACUCAGGCGUUGCUGGAGUUGUUCGGAGUGCCGUACCUAAUAGCACCCUCAGAAGCAGAGUCGCAGUGCGCGUACAUGAAUAAGAAGGGAGACUGCUACGCAGUGAUAUCAGACGACUCAGACGCACUGGUAUUUGGAGCAAGGUGCCUCCUGAAAAACUUCUACAACGACAACGUCUUCGAGCUAUACACUGCAGAAAGGAUUCGGAAGGAGCUGGGUAUCGGAAGGAAACAGCUGGCGCUGAUAGCAGUGAUAUGCGGGUGCGACUACACCAACGGAGUGCGAGGAAUAGGCGUGGUUAACGCGCUCGAGGUGAUCAAGGCGUACCCGAAGUUCGAGGACCUCCACGAGUUCAAGCACUGGGCGACCAGCGACUGCAGCGUCGAGUCGGCGACGUCGGACGAGUGCCAGCUCAGAAGCGAGUACAAGAAGGCGCACAUCAACUACAGAGUACACUGGACCUUCAGCUCGGACUUCCCGAACAGAGAGGCGUACGACCUCUUCCUGAGGCCGACCACGACCGACGAGUAUCAUCUGAGCUGGAAGAAGCCGGAUUUUAAGCCGCUGCUAGAGUUCAUGUUGAAGAGGUCGUCGCUGCCUCAGGAGCAGGUGAAGCAGUGCCUCGAUUUGCUGUACGUGCGGAGGUCGCAGCAGUUCAUCAUGGAGGACGUCGUUCCCGACAUUGCGGCGAAGCCUUUCGUGAAGAAGGCGCUCGCCAAGUACAGAAGGUCGCUGAACACGAACUUGUCUGCGUUCAGAAGGAUGCUGUCGAACAUAAAGUCCCGUUCAAGGUUCAACAUAGGCACGAAGCUGCUCAUAGAUCGCAGCCACACAUUGUCGAAGAUCAGGUCGAAAAGGAUGCUCGAGUCGAUAAAGUCGAUAAGGAAAAGAAACGUCAACGUAAAGAGAAUAUAA
This is a messenger RNA of Theileria orientalis strain Shintoku, 2355 nucleotides long. RefSeq lists its product as uncharacterized. Gene Ontology annotation, molecular function: DNA endonuclease activity; single-stranded DNA binding. Gene Ontology annotation, cellular component: nucleus. Gene Ontology annotation, biological process: nucleotide-excision repair. The record is from RefSeq and is a predicted model, not a curated record. NCBI's taxonomy places the organism in Eukaryota, Apicomplexa, Aconoidasida, Piroplasmida, Theileriidae. The coding region runs from base 1 to 2355 and encodes 784 amino acids. The transcript is spliced from 2 exons.